Molecule: messenger RNA, 1338 nt
Organism: Podospora anserina S mat+
Lineage: Eukaryota; Fungi; Ascomycota; Sordariomycetes; Sordariales; Podosporaceae
Exons: 2
Coding region: 1-1338 (445 amino acids)
Molecular function (GO): heme binding; oxidoreductase activity, acting on paired donors, with incorporation or reduction of molecular oxygen; iron ion binding
Source: RefSeq, a predicted model, not a curated record
AUGAUGUCGUCUGACCUAUCUUCCUCCCAUGAUGCUUGGGCAAGCACACCGCCCAAGGUGACGAGACCAAAUCCAUGCUGUGAACCUCUGAACCUCCUCGGCGAGUACAUGUUUCUCGGCUUCGUGGCUAUUUUGGGAAUCACUUGCGUGUUGCUCUACAAGUUGAUUCUGUGGUUAUUCCACAUAGAGAUAGACUUUGGACAACCAGCCUGGCUUCAGUGGCUUCAACGACCUGAGAAGCAAGACGUCAACACCUGGCUCAACGGCCAAAAGUCAAUCAUCAACUUUUCCUUCGCUGGCGUUUCGAAGCCACAAGACACCCUCCACCUUCGUGCAGCAGCCAACGAGAAUAUUGCCCUGGCCUUCAACAUCACCAAUUCUUUAACUACCGCUUCAACUUCGACCCACAAGAAUUUCCUGAAAAUGGCCUCUGGUAUCAUCAACCAUCCAGGCCGAGACUGGAUCAAGCUCUUUGAGAAAGCCACUUCCACUCUCACAGCUGAACUCCCCCGCGACACAAGCCAACCCCUUCACCUAGCAGAAGCCACCCGAAUAACCUGCCUCAAAGUCGUGCUCAUCGAUAACUUUCAGAUCUCUUCGGACAGUUUGCCACGGGACUCACUGGUCAUCAUCACCGACGAAAUCAACAACCAAUGGCUCAAAGCCAAGUCGUCUUCGGAGAAACCCGUGAUAUCAUCGCUUCUCAUCCACCACCUCACUGCCCUACAACGCAGGGACCCCCGGUGUUUAUGCUGGCCAUUCGACCAACUAAACCCGGAGGAAAUCCUCAGUAUGAUCAUGCCCCAAUAUGAAACACUCUGGCGCGUCGUCAUGGUCACUUACAUCCUCGCCUUUCACCUCUAUCCUUCGCCUACCCUUCCAUCAAGGAUCUCUUCUGUUCCCGAGUGUCUCGGGACGAAUUCUCUCGAGGAGAGGGAGGCCCUCAAACUGGCAAAAGAAGGCCUCCGCCUCACCCCCUCCAACAAACGCAUCUACCGCCACACCCCCUCCUCCUCCUUCAAGAUCAAAGCCGACCUCGAACUCAUGCACCGGCACCCCUCCAUCUGGGGUCCCACCGCCCUCGAGUUCUCCCCCUCCCGCUUCGACAACCUCAGCCCCCUCCAAACAGAAGCCUACCUGCCUUACUCCCUCCGCCCCCACCGCUGCCCAGCCUUUGGGGGGUUCGGAGACCGGAUGGUGACUUGUCUUGUUGUUGCCAUGGGUCGAGUCCUCGACACAAAAGCUGGCAAGGUCUUCAACACUGAACCGACAAAGAGGGCUGGGGUGGUUGAUACAGGGAGGGAUGGGUUGGAGGGGUGGAGAUACCAAAGAGGGUAA